Molecule: messenger RNA, 1029 nt
Organism: Dioscorea cayenensis subsp. rotundata (Guinea yam)
Lineage: Eukaryota; Viridiplantae; Streptophyta; Magnoliopsida; Dioscoreales; Dioscoreaceae
Exons: 6
Coding region: 1-930 (309 amino acids)
Source: RefSeq, a predicted model, not a curated record
AUGGAGUGCAAAUUAUGGUUUGGUUUGAUGAUUAUAGCGCUUUCUCUCAUUGUCAUUGAUAAUGGACGAGUCCUAGCAACCAUGCCGAAGGAAAAAAUGAUGAAAUUGAACUCAUUGUGGGAUGAGAUGUUCAAGAAUCAAAGUUCAUCUUCUAAUGAUGGAACUAAUGAUGUUAUCAGACAUUGGGCAACAUCAUACCCAUCUCUAAGCGAUGAUGGUCUAAUAUAUUAUGGGGCUAAAGCAACUCUUUCAGUUCAUGGGGUUCCGGAAAUUAAAGCUAACCAAUUUAGCUCCGCUUGUAUUUGGAUUAGUAAUGGUGAUGGUCCCAAUUUGAAUGUAAUAACGGCGGGAUGGACGGUACAUCCAUACAUAUAUCAUGACAAUCGGCCCCAUUUUUUUACACUUUGGACGAGAGAUGGAUAUCAAACAAAUUGCUACAACACUGAUUGCCCAGGAUUUAUACUUACUGAUAAGAGCAAUGCACUUCUCGGAAGUCCUAUUAAUCAAGUUUCAACUUAUGGUGGGCCACAAUAUAAUAUAACAAUAAAAGUCUCUAAGGACCCUACUUCGGGAAACUGGUGGCUAUAUUAUGGACCAUCUGGGGACUACGACAAGUUAAAUGCAGUUGGUUAUUGGCCGAGUUCUCUUUUUACUACUUUGGUGGAUAAUGCGUCUGAAAUACAAUUUGGUGGAAUUGUGACGUAUUACAAAGAUGAACAAGGCCCCCCAAUGGGCAGUGGUCACUAUCCAAAUGAAGGAGAAGGCAAAGCAGCAACUUUCUAUGGAAUCCAAGUUGUGGAUAGAAAUGGUAAUAUGUAUGACUUUAAAGAUAACCCCAAGGUCUUCCAAGAUAAAAGAGAGUGCUACCGUGUUAGUGAAUUUAAAGACAAAAGUUUUUUUUAUGGUGGCCCUGCCGGAUGUAUUAACUAGAAAUAUAUAUUUCUUAACAGAAAAUCUUGAAAUAAAAUAUACCUAUAUUUAUUAUGCAUUGAAAUAUGAUUUCAUGUAUAUUUGAAUCACGAUUUGAAC